CGUGCGCAUGCGCAGUUAUCACUGGUGGUUUGGAAACAAACUGCACCAGGAAGAAGAGCGGAGGAGAUCAAGCGAAGAAGAAAGGACUUUGAAGUGUUUGGACAUACUUUGUACUUGGCAGCAGAGAGCUUUGGAGAAGCCAAGUCGCCUCCAACAUGGCUGCUGCUCCUACUGCUCCUCCUCCAUCCUUCAGCAAAAGUAGCCUGAGGGACGACCUGACAUGCGCCAUAUGCUGCGACCUGUUCAGGGAGCCUGUCAUGUUGUCCUGCAUGCACCACUUCUGCAAGGCGUGCAUCUCACGGUACUGGAGGGGAACUACGGGCCCCGUGACCUGCCCGCAGUGCCGCAAAGAGUUCAGGUCCAAGCAGUUCCAGACCAACUACCUGGUGGCAGCCAUGGUGGAGAAGGUUCGGUCCUCCACUUCAGACACCUACAUCCGGAAUCUGGAGAAAAGGCUGAGUGAGAGCUUGGAGAACCACAACGCAAGGAAAGAGGACCUCCUCUGCAGCAUUCGCAAAGACAAAGACAAGAUGGAUAUCAUAAAGGUAGGUUUGUACAAACAAAUGCAGCACCUAACAAUUAGUUCUUUGUCUCUGGUGUUACAACAGAUAUCUGGUCCUGCUUCCUUAACGUUUGACGCCGACACGGCACAUCCUAGCAUUCAUGUCUCCCGGGACAAAACCGUGGCGGUCGAGUGUGAUGUCAUGACCCAGCCCACGAGCAACAGCAAGCGUUUCCUCCAGUGCGUCAACAUCCUGGCCGCCCAGAGCUUCCAGUCAGGGCGACAUUACUGGGAGGUCGAAGUGGGCUCCAGCCCUAAAUGGGACCUGGGCGUGGCUUCCGAGACCGUGGACAGGCACGCUCGGAUCAAGCUGAGCCCCGAGAACGGCUACUGGACCCUACGGCUGCGCAACGGGGAACAAUACUGGGCCGGGACGCAGCCGUGGUCGAGGCUGCAGGUCGCUUCAUCCCCGCAGAGGAUCGGGGUGUACCUGGACUGCGACGAAAGGAAGGUGGCGUUCUACGACGCUGACGACAUGAGCCUGCUCUGCUUGUUUAGCAAGGGGCCAAGGGGAAAGGUGUUCCCCUUCUUCAGCCCGUGCAUCACUGAAGGCAGGCAGAAACCGCAUCCCAUGAAGCUCCUCCAUUACCCCUCUGUGGUUCUGUCUGGCUAAAGCCAGUCGAUGCGGCUCCACAUUAAAAACCUUUUAUUGACCAAAGGCUUGGCAAACAGUAUUUAAAAGGCCUCGCUGCCAUUUCACGUAUUAUUACAUCAUAGAGUUUAACUCAAGCUUUUCUCAAAUUUUAUCUAAGCAGUAAUCAUGAUAGAUUAGCAUUUUAUUGAAACAGGUACAGCUUUCGCUCAUGAUCUUUAGCCCCUCGAUGAAGGGGUUUUUAAUCAGCAUGUAUAAAGUUUGUACAUGGAGAGGUUGGAUUUGUUUUAAUGGUUCCUCUUGUUUUAUGCAUGAAUUAUGCAUAUUUUCAAAUGUAUAUGCAUGCAUUGUUUCAUUGUCGCUUACAGAUGUUAUCUUCAUUUCUCUGUUAUAAAGCUGCUGAUGCAGAUAAUAAAC
Cyprinodon variegatus (sheepshead minnow) is the source of this 1571-nucleotide messenger RNA. RefSeq names its product nuclear factor 7, brain-like. NCBI's taxonomy places the organism in Eukaryota, Metazoa, Chordata, Actinopteri, Cyprinodontiformes, Cyprinodontidae. Gene Ontology annotation, molecular function: protein binding; metal ion binding. Bases 156 to 1175 code for a protein of 339 amino acids. The record is from RefSeq and is a predicted model, not a curated record. The transcript has 4 exons.